GGCGUGAAGGUCAGUGCCAUCGCCUGCCGAGGAUCAGGAGGCGUCGGGUGCCGCCAGACCCGCUGCGCGGCCAGGUGGGCGAACAGCAAAGUUUGGGUUGCUUUGCGCAGAGGAGGGGAAAGUUGGCCGCCAGGGUUUGCCCCUGGAGAAGACGGGUGUCGGCCUCGGCUCUUAGGCAGGAAGGGUUAAGCCUCGGUCACUGCCAAACCAAACUUCUGUGGUGCAAGGAGAGAGGUCUCCCCUGUCCUUCCUCGAGUUGCCGGCGUGACUUUUCCUAAUGGGGCGGGGUGGGGGGUGGGGGGCUUUGCAGGUUAAUUUAGUGGAAGGAAGGGAAACUUGCGGAAAGGCUUGCAUAGUCCUGUUCUGUGCCCAGUAGGUGCCCGCCCGCAUUGGCACCCUCCCCGCUGUUGCUGAGGCACUCCGCAGGGCGUUCAAGCUUCCCUUCACGGGUUUCUGAUAAUACCAGUGUUUCAGUGUAAGGCUCAUGAAAUAUCAGGGGUCCGUCAUGGUGAUAUCACAAUGUGACUUGAGGGGAGAGUCAAAGCAGGAGCCUGCAGGAUGCCCUGCAAACAGCCACAGCUCUGUACUGAAUGGACAGAAUAAAUCCCACCCUAGUUAAAACCGAUGGCUUUUGUUUGGACCAGAAGUGCCAGAGUCACAAUACAGGGAUCUGCUUCAGCUUCCCAGGAAUAUGAUUGAAAACAGCAUGUUUGAGGAAGAACCAGAUGUGGUGGAUUUAGCCAAAGAGCCCUGUUUACAUCCUCUAGAGCCUGAUGAGGUGGAAUAUGAGCCCCGGGGUUCAAGACUGCUGGUGCGGGGUCUUGGUGAGCAUGAGAUGGAUGAGGACGAAGAGGAUUAUGAGUCAUCUGCAAAACUGCUGGGCAUGUCCUUCAUGAACAGAAGCUCAGGCUUUCGGAACAGUGCAACUGGCUACAGGCCGAGCCCAGAUGGGACUUGUUCGGUACCCUCUGCGAGGACCAUGGCGAUCUGUGUUUUUCUUAUUGUGGUUGCCGUUUCUAUAAUCAUGGUGAUUUAUUUACUACCCAGAUGUACUUUUACCAAAGAAGGCUGCCAUAAAAAAAACCAAUCAAUGGGACUAAUUCAGCCAGUUGCGACAAAUGGAAAGUUGUUUCCGUGGGCCCAAGUCAGGCUUCCCACCGCCAUUAUGCCACUACGCUAUGAACUUAACCUACACCCAAACCUAACCUCGAUGACAUUCAGGGGUUCUGUGACAAUUUCACUUCAGGCUCUUCAGGCCACGUGGAAUAUCGUUCUUCACAGUACAGGCCAUAAUAUUUCAAGAGUGACCUUUAUGUCAGCAGUUUCAAGCCAAGAAAAACAAGUUGAGGUCUUGGAAUACCCAUUUCAUGAACAAAUUGCAAUUGUUGCCCCUGAAGCUCUUCUUGAAGGGCACAAUUAUACCUUGAAGAUAGAGUAUUCGGCAAAUAUAUCUACUUCUUACUGUGGGUUCUAUGGAAUCUCCUAUACAGAUGAAAGUAAUGAGAAAAAGUACUUUGCAGCAACUCAGUUUGAACCCCUGGCAGCAAGAUCUGCUUUUCCUUGUUUUGAUGAACCAGGAUUUAAAGCCACAUUUAUCAUCAGGAUCAUAAGGGAUGAGCAAUAUACUGCUUUAUCAAAUAUGCCUAAGAAUUCAUCAAUCAUUAUGGAAGAUGGACUUGUUCAGGAUGAGUUUUCUGAGAGUGUGAAAAUGAGCACUUACCUGGUUGCAUUCAUUGUUGGGGAGAUGAAGAACCUGAGUCAGGACGUAAAUGGAACCCUGGUUUCUAUAUAUGCUGUACCAGAAAAGAUUGGUCAAGUUCACCAUGCCUUGGAAACAACUGUGAAGCUUCUUGAAUUCUAUCAAAACUACUUUGAAAUUCAAUACCCACUUAAGAAAUUGGAUUUGGUGGCUAUUCCUGACUUUGAAGCGGGAGCAAUGGAAAAUUGGGGUUUGCUCACCUUCCGUGAAGAGACACUUCUGUAUGACAAUAAUACUUCUUCAGUGGCGGAUAGAAAACUGGUGACUAAAAUCAUUGCUCAUGAGCUCUCCCAUCAGUGGUUUGGUAAUCUAGUAACAAUGGAGUGGUGGAACGAUCUAUGGCUAAAUGAAGGGUUUGCUACUUUCAUGGAGUAUUUCUCCUUGGAAAAAAUAUUCAAAGAGCUUUCUAGUUAUGAAGAUUUCUUAGAUGCUCGAUUUAAAACCCUGAAGAAAGAUUCCUUGAAUUCAUCUCAUCCAAUAUCAUCAUCAUCUGUUCAGUCUUCAGAACAGAUCGAAGAAAUGUUUGAUUCUCUUUCCUAUUUUAAGGGAGCCUCUCUCUUGUUGAUGCUGAAAACUUAUCUUAGUGAGGAUGUAUUCCAAAAUGCUGUUGUCUUUUACCUGCAUAGUCAUAGCUAUGCAUCCAUUAAAAGUGAUGAUCUGUGGGAUAGUUUUAAUGAGGUCACAAACAAAACACUAGAUGUAAAGAAAAUGAUGAAAACCUGGACCCUGCAAAAAGGAUUUCCUUUAGUGACUGUCCAAAGAAAAGGAAAGGAACUUCAUGUACAACAAGAAAGAUACUUUUUAAAUGUGAAGCCUGACAUUCAGCCUUCAGAUGCAAGCUAUCUCUGGCAUAUUCCACUAUCCUAUGUCACUGAGGGAAGAAAUUACUCAAAAUAUCCAUUGGUAUUUUUACUGGACAAGAAAUCAGGUGUCAUCAAUCUUACAGAAGAAGUGCAGUGGAUCAAAGUCAAUACAAACAUGAAUGGCUAUUACAUUGUACACUAUGCAGAUGAUGACUGGGAAGCACUGAUCAAACAGUUGAAAACAAAUCCUUAUGUCCUGAGUGACAAAGACCGAGCCAACCUCAUCAACAACAUCUUUGAACUUGCAGGCCUAGGCAAGGUGUCUCUUCAAAGGGCCUUUGAUUUGAUUGAUUACCUUGGAAAUGAGACCUAUACUGCCCCCAUCACUGAAGCCCUGUUCCAGACAGGCCUCAUCUAUAACCUCCUUGAAAAGCUGGGACACAUGGAUCUGGCCUCAAGAGUAGUGGCCAGGGUAUUUAAGUUACUUCAAAGUCAAAUCCAACAGCAAACUUGGACUGAUGAAGGCACCCCAUCUACUCGAGAGCUUCGGUCAGUCCUGUUAGAAUUUGCUUGCACCCACGGCCUAGAGAACUGCAGCACUGUUGCCAUGAAGCUCUUUGAUGAUUGGGUGGCAUCUAAUGGAACUCAAAGCCUACCUACUGAUGUCAUGACUACUGUGUUCAAGGUCGGAGCACAAACUGAGAAAGGCUGGUCAUUCCUACUAAGCAAGUAUGUCUCUAUAGGCUCUGAAGCAGAAAAGAAUAAAAUACUUGAGGCUCUUGCCAGCUCCGAGGAUGUACGGAAACUUUACUGGUUAAUGAAAAAGAGCCUCAGUGGGGAUAUCAUCCGAACACAGAAGCUGUCAUUUAUCAUUAGAACAGCUGGCCGACAUUUUCCUGGGCACUUGCUGGCAUGGGAUUUUGUCAAAGAGAACUGGAAUAAGCUUGUGCAGAAGUUUCAUCUGGGGUCCUAUACCAUACAAAGUAUUGUUGCCGGGUCAACACACCUGUUUUCAACAAAGGCACAUUUGUCUGAGGUCCAGGCGUUCUUUGAAAAUCAGUCAGAGGCAACCUUUCGGCUUCGUUGUGUCCAGGAGGCCUUGGAAGUCAUUCAGUUGAAUAUCCGAUGGAUGGAGAAGAACCUUAAAACUCUGACGUGGUGGCUGUAGCAUGCACACCUGCACCUCAUCUUGUCGCCCAUUCAGAGAGCUUGUUAACUUGGGCUCCGCUGCUUUUGCAAAAAGCCAAGGUGAAGCCAGAACCGCUGCCAAGUUGUUUGCACUCUUAGGAGUUCUAGUUAGCUCAGGGCCCGUCUGUACUUUUCAUCUGUCUUUUUCGAAUUGUCUUUGGGAAGUAUGUAGUUAUUUAUUAUAAAAUUAUAUUCGCCUACAUGCACCAACAUCUACAAAAACAGUAAGUAAUUUUUCUACUUUGAAGAUAAAGAAAUAGGGGGGAAAAAUCUGUUUUGGCCUUCUGUUCUGUUUCUCAGUAUCUGGAAAAUACUGACAUGGUGAAACAAGCAAAGAUCUACCAUGGGAGCCAUCAUCUUUGCAGGCUGCUGGUUUGUCAGCCAUUUGUUGCUUCUUAUUGAUAGAUGUUACUUGAAUGUGGUACAACACUUGGCUUCAAAUACUAUGGUAAUGAAGUCGAUGAAUCAUAUAACUGUUAGAAAACUGAUCUCAGGUGUGCAGACCUACUUUGAUUUGAGGUUUUGAUUAACUCUUUAUUUUCUGAAAAAAAGUUUAAAUAAGAUCUAUAACUUAUAUUUUUUUUCCUGCAGAACAGCCAGGUGCUACAGAGUUUUUAAAUUUUUGUUGUAUUGAAAAACUAAGUAAUAAGGGCAAAAGAUUAAAAUUUCCAAAUAUUUAAUAAUUAUUUUUUCAUCUUUUAGGAAAAUGUUUCAAACUGAGUUAGCUUUAAUUAUAAUUAUUUUAUUUAUGAAUUCUCCAAAUCUGUACACCUUUACCACUCCCUGCCAUAGAUAUACCUUAUGUUAUAAAUAAGUAUGUCUACAUACAUGGCAAGCAUUUUGUUACUACUGGUGUCUUUUAUCCUGACUUUAUCACUAUUACUAAAAAUAAUUUGUUUAAGUUACCUUUGACAUUACCUGAUCAUAGACACUUUCUCUGUGAAUCAUACUCAUGUAGAUUUUCAUGUUAUAUGGUAGGGUAUAUUAGAAGCAUAGUAGAAGCAUAUUUUAAAAUAGGGCCUUUGAGAAAUUGAGCAUUUUUAUUUGAAGUUCACCAUAGUACCUUAAAGGAAUAAAGAGAAUGUGGGAUAGGAGUAAUUUGAUUCAGAUUUAAUAUGGUGGGCUUUGAAUUUUUUCUACUGUCAAAAACAGUACCUUUUUUUAGUUGAAAAAUCAGUGGUUUUGUUUUGUUUUGUCUUUAUCAUGGCCAAACUAACUGAUUAAAAGGAACGGCUGAGAAAAGAAAGAAAGAAAAGGGAAGAUGUCCACAGCUGUGUGGUAUUUUCACUCCUUGCAAAGGAGAAAUACUGUACUUGAAUUUUUUGAGCUAUGCAGACUUCAUACUUAGAUUGUGGAGUUUCUUUGAUUCUUACGGGAAAGACUUUCUUCCUAAUAAUUUUUGAGUACUUUAUAUUUUGUUUGAAAACAUCUUGUAUGUACGUAAAAAGAGUGGAUACCCAUUUUCAAGCACUUAAAACACUCCACAGAAUCAAUGGGAAAGGACACCUUUUUUUUUUUAUUUUAGCAGGUAUAAAGCAAAAAAUAUGUGGGAUUGUGUAUAAAAUUAUAUUUUACUUUAUGAAAAUAUUUUUAUAUAACAAGAUUUAAAAUGCUAGCAAGCUAAAAGCUAGCUUUCUUUAGUCCUAGUAUGUUUUCCCCCAAUUUAGUCUUUUCUAAACAUUUACCUCUGGUUUAGGAUACAAAAUCUUAUAUCCUGAGAAUCACAGAAUCCUCUAAAGAUGUCUUAUUGAAACUGGGGUGAUCGUAGGUUUUUAUUUGUCUUGUGCUUCCGGAAAUGAAUGAUAGUUUAGUUGAUAUGGGAAGUUGGUGUGUUUUUAUAUUUUUAGAGUGGGGAAACAUACUAAACUUUGAGGGGUUUUUUGGUUGCUGGUUUUUUACCAUAUGUUAUAUUACUAAAUUCCACUUUGAUACAGAAUUUAAAUUUUGCUACUUCUCAAAAUCAGUUAAGACUUUUCAGUUUUACCUGCCCAUCUUUACAUGGCUACUGUAAUGUAUGUUAACUCUGCAUAUGGCAAAUCCUGUACCGAAUUAUAGCAUCUUUCCUGAGUGCGUGCGUGUGUGUGUGUGUGUGUGUGUGUGUGUGUGUGUGUGAAGGAAGAGAGUGAUGUUUAAAUACUUAUCAAAACAUGAGUUAAAAAAGAGGUAACUUGUAAUCCAUUGCUAUCUUUGUAUUCAAAAGCUGUUCAUUCCCAUGAUACUGGAUCUAUACUGGUUGUAGUGUUAUUUAUAGGCCUCACCUCAGUUGUUUGUAGUUUUAGCAGCCCUCCCCUCACAUUUUCCCACAGGAUUCCAUAAUUUGUAAUGUUAAGCUAACCCAUCUCUGUAUGGCACUUCUAAAAACUAUCUCUAAGUCAGGAAUAUAAGGUUAAGUAACCAGUAGAACAUGUUACAUAGUAAGUAUAACUAGCUUUUGAAGAUUAUAUUACCCCAAACCUUAUCUUUGCCCCUGCAUCUUGUAGAGCUCAAAUAGAUGGACGCACAGCAGUCACAGCACGCUUGUUUAUGUAAGCACAUAGGUCCAUGACAGUUAAGUGCUGGUUUUCAAGUAUUAUGUUCAUUGCAGAGAGACGAUCUACAUGAAUGUAAUGGAAGGGGCACAUCAUACUAGGUUAUUAGGAAAGGUAAAAUUGGAAAUCUGGAAUUGUAGAAGAAAAACGUAUGCUUUGGAGAUCUGGAAAUAGAAAUCCAAGGAGUCUAGUUUGUUCCCUUAAUAGCAAGAGAUUGGAUACAUUAAACUACAGGUGGGGUCAGCUUCCACCCCAGGCUUGUGCCUUCCUGCAUCUUCUUGUUUUACAUAGAGAUCUCUUUAAGUUAAGUGUUGCUGUUAUUUGUGAACUUCUUACCAGCACAGCUUCCACUUAAAUGUUAAUACUCUUUGCCAUUCAUGUUUUCAUUUCAUUGAACAAGAGCUGUCAGCAGAGUUCUGGGUACAUAGAGGAUAUUGUGCUGCAUCAGUCUCACUGGGUACAGAGCAGAGUCCCUUCUGAGCAUAGCAAAAUAAGGAAUGAAAGUUACGUGCUGAGUUUGUUGGAUUAUUGGUAGCCUGUUACUGAGUUGUAUUUUAAGAGUCUAUGCAAACUAAAGCACCUGGACCCAUAAUCUGCAGUUGGACUGCUGAAUUCACGUAACCCCGAUUCGUUUCAUGGGAUUGUGCAGCUCAGGACACAUACCAUCACCGAGGACAGCAUUUUCUCAGCUGAGUCUGAAAAACAAGAAUUUCAAAUUCUCUGCAAAUCUGAAUUUCAUACAUAAGAUGCAACUCUUUUUCUACCCUUUGCCUUGUCAUUUCGUUUUUAUUGGAAUUAACUCUUUUGUAAAGAGCUUCUUCUCUCCCCCCUCUGACACUCCCAUUUGUACUGUUUUGUUUUUUAUUUUUUGGGUUCUUUGUCUUUUUUUUUUUUUUUUUGCAUUCUUUUAUUUUGCACUUCAUUCUCUGCAUUAGUAAGUACUAAAUUAAAAGUGGCAGUCCAAAAGUUAUGAUAAGUUUCCUCUUCUCCCUUUCCUUAUUGCCUACAUGUUCAAUAGCUAAUAAAAUAGUUGAUUGAUUUCUUUGAGUGGCUUUUUGGGGGUAUAUACUUUUUUUUUUAAUGUGCAUAUGUGGUUUUGAUAUGUUUUUAUUUUCUUUCACUUUGUAAACUUUUUCUGAUAGUGAAAUUCUGUCCUGUGAAAAAUCUCUUCCACCUGCCCAUAAUUGCCUGUGUGGGCAAUAGGUACAGAGUAGUUAUGUGAUGUUUCUUUUUUGGAAGUUGAUGGUGAUAUUGAGGGGAGAGCAGAGUAUGUUCUUUUUAAAAAUGUGUACAAGAUGUUUUUGCUGCUAUCUUGUGGGUGUCAUUUCAUUUUGCACUUAAUUCAUCUUUCCCAUGGAUAUGUAAAUAUCUAAUGAACUGUGGAGGUCCAGAAGUAGGACACAUGUCCCACUUACCCCUCUCCAUAUUGCCUGCAUGGACAGUAGCUAAUAGAGUAGCUGUGGGUGCUCUUGUCUUGAUCUAGUCUUGGGGGCUCGGGCUUGUAUAUCAUUCUUUCAGGUGUGUGUGUGUGUAUAUAUGUUAUGCUACUUUUUUACAUUUCAUUUUUAUAUGUCCCUUUGCAUGUAUGCAUAUAUACUUAAUGAAAGUUGAAGUUCAGAGUAUGACAGAUUUCCUCUUUUUUCUUUUCCUUAUUGCCUCCUUGGGCAGUAGCUAAUACUUUGUUUUGUUUUGUUUUGUUUUUGAGGGGGGAUGGGAAGUAGGGUAUGUACUUAAUGUAUAUAAAUAAGUUUGCUACUACUUUGUAUUACUUAAUUCAUUUCGUACUUUGCCCUUCUCAGAGGACAUUAAAGUACCUAAUGAGACGUGGAGGUCCGGAUGUAUGACAAUCUCCUCUUGUACCCUUCCCCUAUUGCCCAUGUGGGCAAUAGCUAGUAGAAUAGUUGUUGGAGUGGGGUUUGGGGGGAGGGUGGGGGUGGGGACAGGGAUGUGUACAUGUUGUAUAUACCUGUUUUUACUACCAAGUUGUAUUAUUUCAUUGGGUGCCCACACUGGAAGGUACCCAAUGAACCAUGGAGGUCCGGAUGUAUAACAAUCUCCUCUUCUCCCCUUCCCUUAUUGCCUGCAUGGGCAAUGGCUAGUAGUUAAUUAGUUUCAGGGGUUCUUUUGUGGGCUCGGGGGUAAAUACUUUUAAAUAUAUAUAUACAUGUAUAUAUAUAUGUGUGUGUGUGUGUGCACACACACACAUUUUUACUUCCUUAUUACAGUAUUUCACUGGGUACCCAGUCCUUCACUUGGACCCAUAGGUUCCUAAUGAACCGUGGAGUUCUAGAUGGAUAGCAAUCUCCUCUUCUCCCUUUCCCUUUUUAUCUACAUAGGCAAUAAUUUUAAAGUAGUUCGGUUUUUCUGAAGUUUUGGUGUGUGGGAAGGGACAAAGGGCAGAAUAUAUACUUUUGAAAACUGUAUAUACAGUGUUUGUUACUAUAUUGUGUUAUUCCAUUUUGUACCGCGUCCCUUACUUGGACGUGUGGGUACCUAAUGAGACGUGGAAGUCCGGUUGUAUGAAAAUCUCCUCUUGUCCCCUUUCCUUAUUGCCUCUGUGGGCAAUAGUUUAGAGUAGUUUUAGAUUAAUUUUUUACUCUACUGCUCCCUCCCUUGAGAGGGUGGGGAUAUAUACACUUUUCAAUGUAUAUGAAUGUUUUUGUUCCUUUUUUCUGUUACUUCAUUUUGUACCUAGGUCUCCAUGGAUAUUUAGGUACAUGAUGAAAAUUAAGGUUCAUUCUAUGAAGAAAAUCUCCUCUUGGCCCCUUCCCUUGUUGCCUAUCUGGGCAAUGACUAGUGGUGUAGUUGUUUAGAUGGGUUUUUUUUUUGGCAGGGUGGUGGGGGAUUUCUGGGUUUACGGUUUUAAAAAUGUAUAUAAAUGUCUGCUGCAUGUUUUUUGUUUGCUUUUUUGUUUUUGUGGCUUGCUGUUUUACUUCAACCAGGUUUGUUUGUUGGUUUGUUUGUUUGUUUGGAUUUGUAGAUCUCAAAUGUAGUGCAGAGGCCCAGAUCCGGAGACAUGAUAAACCUUUUCUCCCUUCCCUUAUAGCCUGUGCACAAUUGUAGGACUUGGUUUCUGUUUUUUGUUUUAGAGGUUAUUAAUGGGGAAUGGGCUUAUUAGAUAAGAUAGGUGGUUUUUUUAAAUGUAUAUAAAUGUUUCUGCCUCUUUUUGGUGUUCAUUUCGUUUUGAAUCUAGUGCUUCUCAUGACUAUUUAGGUACUUCAUGAAAGUUGCGAUUGAUUCUAUGAACAAUCUCCCCUACUCCCCUUCCCUCAUUGCCUGGUGGGCAGUGGUAGAAGAAUAGAUGUUUCGUUUCUUUUUUUGGAGGGGUGGGGGGUGGGGGAAGUCUGUGUGUGUGUGUGUGUGUGUGUGUGUGUGUGUGUGUGUGUGUGUGAAUUUUUUAAUGUAUAUAAAUGUUUGCUACAUUUUGUGUGUUAUUUCACUUAGUAACCAGUCCUUUGCUGGGACUUGUAAGUACAUAAUGAAACACGGAGGUCCAUACGUAUGAUAAAUCUCCUCUGCUUCCCUUCCCUCACUGCCUGCAUUGGCAAUAGUUUUAUAAUUUGGGGUGUUUUUUUAGGGGGAGAGAUAAUUUGGGUGGGUAGUGGGGAAAGGAUAAGGAUAGCGUACAAACUUUUAAAAAAUGUAUAUAAAUGUUUUCGUAUUAAUUGAUUUUGUACCUACUCUUAGCAUGGAUGUAUAGGUACUGAAUGAAAAUCGAGGAUCAGUGUAUGACAAAUCUCCCCUUCUCCCCUUUCCCUUAUUGCCUGUGUUGGCAAUAGUGAGUAGAAUAGUUGUGUAUUGUUUAUUUACUUGGCUUUUUUUUUUUUGGAGGGGUUUCUAUUUUUGGUAGGGGAAUAUUCUUAAUACAUAUGAAUAUAUUUCCUUUCAUUUUGUAUUUAGUUCUUCGCAUGGCUAUCUAUGUAGGGACCUAAAGGAAAUUGAGUUUCAUAAAUUGACAGUUCACUUCUUCCUUCCCCACAUAUUUCCUCAUUUAUCAGUGGCUAGUAUAGUUGUUGUUCUGUGCUUAUUUUGUUUUAUUCUCUAGGAAAUAUGCCUUUAAAAGUAUAAAUAUAUUUAUGCGCAUAUCUAAUCUGUUUCCCUCUUUUUUUUUUCAUUAUUUUUUGUUAAUACUUAGUCCCUUGCAGGGCUGUGCAUGGAUCUAACAAAAAUAAAGUCCCACCAGAUCCCUGUCCUGUGACUUGAGAGGCAUUGGGGUGGUGUAACUAAUGGCUAACAAAUGUACAGCAAAUAAGAUGGGAGCAGACACUUGGGCAUGGUUGAGUUGUGAAAGCUAAUCAGGGUCAGCAUUUCUUACAUUGAUUCAAACUGAAGGAAAGGGUGAGACGGGACCUGUACUGUGGAAAUUCCAGAAAGGCAAGAGGAUCAUACUAAGUAAAAAGUGUGUUUAACGUUCAUUGCUGAUUAAUCUUUUAGUAACUGGUAAGCCAGUAAAAGUGCUGCCUAGAACUCAUUUGAAGACCCUUGAGAGUAGCUUCUUUUGGGGGCUGGAAUUCUGAUUUAUCUACAGAAGUCUCUUGCAGUUCUAUAGAUAGCAUAUUCUCGUGUAGCCAAUAAAAAUUAUUUUGACUUUUGGAAUGAACUUUUUGAGUUAUUGCCAUGGUUCUAGUGAAUAACAACAUGGGCCCAAAAAUCAUUCCCUUAAGAAUUGGGGGGCUAGCCCUCCUGUCUUUCAACACCCAUCUAUGGGAGGGCAAGUUGGUCCUUUCUUACCCAGAGCUCUUCUGUGUGGCUGCAUCUCUCCCUUCCAUUCUCCAUUAGCUGGACCAUUCUUGUUCUUUUUUUUCUUCUCCUUCUCCUUCUCCUUCUCCUUCUCCUUCUCCUUCUCCUUCUUCUUCAGUGCCUGCAGUAUUAGAUGUUAUACUCAAGUACACUUAAACAUGUAAGCCGGUGUUGCCUCAUCAGCUCUAUGUUUUUGCAUGCAUUUCAUAUAUCCAGAUGUGUGUGUUCGCUUUCUUGAAUCAUAUUGACUCUUCAUCCACCACAUGGUAAAUGUUAGGACUCCACAUUUGUCUGUAUCAAAGAAAAUGCAUGUGUAAAAUCCCUCACUCCCUCCCUACCUCUCUUUCUUUCCUCCUUGUUUUUUUUCCUUCAAGCUUCUGAGCAAUCUUUGUUUCUAAUGCUGAAGGUUUGCUAUAUUAUUUUGUUCUAUUAUAUAUAUUUUUUAGAAACGUUGCUAGAUAGGACUCCUAGAACAUUUGCGAAGAGAUGUCAUUUACCAUAUCAAACUCUCAGGUCCUAGUGUUGAAAUAUUAGCCUGUACUUUGCUUAUUUAUACCUGCUGCUGUAGAAAAAACAAAAGUUUGUUCAUGACACAUGUAAUUAUGAUCAUAAAUAAGAGAGAAAGGGACACCUUUUUGAAAUUAGUCAUGGUAGUCAUUAGUGAUAUCUCUGAGCAGUUCUUAAUUUGAAAUACUUCAAAGAAGUAAAGGUCAUGGAUUAGCUGAAUGAAAUGCUCCAGAAGUUGUGCUGUAUAAACCAUCAGUACAAUAAUACACUUGUGUAUGUAUGUGUGUGUGUGUGUGUGCAUAUAUGUAUGUAUGUGUGUAUAUAUAUAUAUAUAUAUAUAUAUAUAUAUAUGAAAUGAGAAUUACAGCAUAAUUGGAGCAUUUGCAUUAAUGAGCAAACUCACGCUGAGACAAACUUAGUCUCCUAGCCGUCUUGAUUAAACCCAAGUGUUCCACGUUGCUAUGAAGAGUAGUAGUCUCUUUCAAACACUUUGAAAAGUAAUUAUUUGGAAACUUGUAAAACUAUUACGUUUUUGUAUUUAGACACCUAUACGGAUCUUCACUUCUUUGAAUCUGAGCUUGUGGGUGGAAUUCUAAAUUUGUAUCAUAACCUGUCUUUUGUGGAAAAUUUUGAAAACAGUAUGUGUAAUAUAAUAUAUAUGCAAAUUGUGUUGUGUCACUUGUAAAGGGAAAAGGCUUAUUUUUCUUUAUACUUCUGAUAACUUGUUUUGCAUAUGACCAGCACUGACUGAAAGGCAUGUGUAAUUGCAAACACUGUUGCUUUUUCUUUUUUGUGAAGUGAAAAUAAAGUAUUUAAAUAUAAAUACUGUGUGGACUAUUUGGAUAAAUAAAUUGUAUAUAUAAAGUGGUACAUCUUCUCAGAUUAUAUACUCUACAAGGGUAAUGACUGUAUUCACUGUAUUGCAUUAUUUGUUUUUUACCCCACUAGUACCCCAGUAUCUCUACUGCCUGUAACUCAAGGUUUCUCAGGCUCACACUGUUUGAUAUCUGGGGCUCUCCCGUGCAUUCUGUGAUGACUAGCAGCAUCCUUGGCCUCUAAUGCAAGUAGCAAAUAUGGGCUAAUGGAACUUCCCCCACCCCCAGUGUGACAACGAAAAAUGUCUUAAGACAUUGCCAAAUUUCUCCUGUGAUGGGGUGGGGUGGGGAUUAAAACUUUCAGUGGAUGCAUGGAGAAGGGGGCUCAGUAAUAGUUAUAUGAACUGUAGGGCAAUUAUUUACUUUUUAGACUGAAUUGCUUCCUAUAAACACCCAGUACCAGUUGAUACAGUAAUAAUUCAGUACCUAAAUCAGAAUGAGACAUGUAACUACUUAUGCCAGUGAAACCAAGGAACACUUACUAUCUGAAGGUGAAAGGACACUAAAUGUUAUCAAAGGACACCCCUUGCUUUGAUUCACAUGUAAUUGGAGUGGGAGUGCACAGCUGUUAUCAAGGGACACUGCAAUAGUUAUGUUCCUGGUCAUGUCUACAAAAGGAGUUUCUCUGUUCUAACCCCAUGAGUAAUCUUGAGAAUUGAGAAUUUCUUAGGCUUCCAGAUAUGAGAACUAGAACCAAUGUUCUCUUCCAGUAAUUGUUAGGGCUUAAAGUUGGGCAUUUUAGAGCAAAUACAGUGUCUCUUAAUCCCUUUACCCAAAAACCUGUUUCUGGGGACACAAAGAAACCUUGAAGCCAUACCUUCUUACAAUCUCCUAUGGUGAUCAUUAAUAUAUUGGAGAAUCAACAAAGUGAAGGCAACCCACUGAAUGGAGAAGAUAUUUGCAAGUGAUCUGUUUAGAGGUUAAUAUCCAAAAUAUAUGAAUAACUUCUACAACUCUACACUAGAAAACCAAAUAAUCUGAUUAAAAUGGGCAGGAGACCUGAAUAGACGUUUUUCUAAAGAAGACCCGAUAGCUAGCCAACAGAUACAUGAAAAGAUGAUCAACGUCACUCAUCAUCAGAGAAAUGCAAAUAAAAACCACAAUGAGAUAUCACCUUACACCUGUCAGAAUGGCUAAUAUCAAAAAAAACAGGAAAUACCAAGCGUUGACAAGGAUGUGGAGAAAAAGGAACCCUCAUGCACUGUUGGGGAUGUAAAUUAAUACAGCCACUAUGGAAAACAGUAUGGAGGUUCCUCACAAAAUGAAAAAUAGAAUUACCGUAUGAUCCAGCAAUUCCACUACUGGAUAUUUAUCCAAAGACAAUGAAAACACUAAUUUGAAAAGAUAUACACAUCCCUAUCUCUAUUGCAGCAUUAUUUGCAACAGCCAAGACAUGGAAGGAACCAAAGUAUCCCCUUGAUAGAUGAAUGGAUAAAGCUGUGGUAUGAACGUUAUUCAGGCAUAAAAAAAGAAUGAGAUCUUGCCAUUUGUAACACAAUAACCUAGAGGUUAUUGUGCUAAGUGAAAUAAGACUGAGAAAUACCAUGUGAUUUUGCUUAUAGGUGGAGUCUAGAAAACAAAGCAAAAACACACCCAUAAACACAGAGAACAAACUGGUUGGUGGUUGCCAGAGGGGAGAGAGGUAGGGGCAUGGGCAAAAUGGGUGAAGAGGAGUGGGAAGUACAGGUUUUCAGUUACAGAAUGAAUAAGUCAUGGGGAUGAGCGAUAUAGCAUAAGGAAUACAGUAAAUGGUAUUGUAAUAAUGUUGUAGGGUGACAGGUGGUAGCUAAACUUGUGAGCAUAUGUAUGGAGCGGUUCAAUCACUAUGUUGUACACCAGAAACUAAUGUAGUAUUGUGUUGUCAACUAAACUUCAAUAGGUAAUAGUAAUGUACUGGGGUAAUGUUCUUAGAAAUUUUGAUUUUGAUCAAAAUCUUCUGGUUACAUUUUUUAUACUUUUUUAUUCAUGGAUAUCUGCAGUAAACAGUUGAACUAAAACCCAUUAUAAAUGUAGAGAAGAGGGGCGACUGAGUGGCUCAGUCGGUUGAGCAUCUGACUUUGGUUUAGAUCAUGAUCUUGCUGUUUGUGGAAUUGGGUCCUGUGUUGGGCUCUGUGCUAAGAACUCAGAGCCUGGAGACUGCUUCGGAUUCUCUGUCUCCCUCUCUCUCUGCCCCUCGCCCAGUCACUCUCUUUCUCUCUCAAAAAUAAAUACACAUUAAAAAAAAACUUUAUUUUUCAAAAUCAUUUUUAGAAUCCAUGCACAGGAGAGUUUGAUUUGGUUAUAUUUUCUUUUUGCUUUACUUCAAUUCAUACCAUAAAGCCCUACACACCUCCUGCAACACACACACACACACACACACACACACACUCAAGCAUCUAGUGCUUCCUAAAACUUGUGAGUUGAACAAUCGACUUACAUGCUAUACAGGAGUGUUAUUACCAGAGAGCAAAAACAUACUUUAAAAUCAUCAUCACAGCCUACCUUCUAUAGUCAAUAAUUAGUGAUAUGUUUCCAAUGCUUUCUGCUUGUUCUUCAUUUUUACUAUGUACUUCAUUUUCUUAUGGAUGGCCAUCCAAUCGAUUAUGUGAUUGUGAUUUCUAUUGUUGGCUGAGCUGAAUUAUAAUCAGGACUUUUGCUUAUACAUCUAAAAACUUUUAUUCUUACUAUGCCGCUCAUUUUUUUUGAAGGAAGAAUGUAAUGUAACAUAGUAAAAUAACCAAAUAGAGUGGUGAAAGUAGAUGACGUUGCCAUAGUUGAACUGUUGAGCAGGCCACACCAGGAGGCAAUAGAUUCAAAGAAGUCAGGGACAGACAAGAAGCCAUGUCAGCUUAGGAAAGGCUUAUUUAUAAAGGGGACUCGGCGUGUUGCUUAUUCACAUGCCAUUUGUAUAGAAGCCAAGUGUGGGAAACAAGAAGCCCUUUUGUUCCAUGUUUUCUCAUGCUGCUCAUCUAUGUGAACAUAGCCCAUGUGAUCCUUGGUUGCUUCAUCAGGAUUGUACAUUGGCUGCCCUGGUAUUUAUGGCUGAGUAUAUCUUCAUUUACUUUGCCUCCUAGCCUUUUGUGAUUUUUAACUUGACCAAAUGCUUGGAAUGUUAGUAUUUUUACAUGGUAGCAAAAGGCAAUGAUUUCUAGAAAUUUAAAUAUUUGAAAUGCUGUGGAACAUAGACUGGCAUCAAUCAGGACUGGAACUGGUUCCUGGUACAGUGAUUUUCCACUUGUCUCUUAAUUCCUAUUAGCCUCAGUUGUCUCCAUUAAUAAAACAGAGAUACUGCCUACCUUGUGAGGUUGUUAGCAUUAAAUAAAAUAUCUAUAGGGUGUCUCUGUGGCUCAGUGGGUUAAGCGUCCAACUCUUGGUUUCGGCUCAGGUCACGACCUUACAGUUCUGGAGUUCGAGCCCUGUGUCACGCUCCGUGCUGAGAGAUUCUCUCUCUCUCUCUCUCUCUCUCUCUCUCUCUCUCUCUCUCUCUCUCCCCCCCCCCCUUCCUUGCUUGUGAUUUCUCUCUCUCAAAAUAAAUAAAUAAAUAAACUUAAAAAAAUAAAUAAAUAAAAUAUCUAUGAAUUACCUAGUACAAUGCCUGUAAAUAUAACAGUGACAUGGUAAAUACCACUGCCAUUGUUAAAACUGCCUGCUGUUUUCUGGGGUGUAUGGAUGUUAACACCAUCAGUUACAGAUGGAAAUGAGUUUUUUAAUUGAAUAUGGUUAUAUAACUUGCCAGUUAGGAAAUUAGGGAAAUACUUUCAGUCUAAUCCUCUUUGUAAAUUUAAGCCUUAAAUAUGCAGAUUUAAUUUGAGAGUUAUUGUAGUACAUUAGAAAAAGCAUGAAGUUAUAUAGAUUUCACUGAAUUUGGUUAAUUAUAAAUAAGUAUGAAAUAAAAUCUUGAUUAUUGCCUAAUGCAGUGGUGGUAAUGACACCUAUUUUGCAGUAAUAACAUCAGGUACAGGUAUACAGGAAAUAGAUCUGGUACUUCGUAUAUGCUCGUAAAUACUCUUUUUUCCUUUCAAUAAUUUAUUUGCCUUCAGUAUGCAAAACAAUCAAGCAUGUACGAGUGUCCAUUCUACCUAGAAAAUAUUGUGUACAACUUUGGGCAUGGCAGAGAAAUUGGCCAAAUGUGUUAAGAUCUCUCUUAGUGCUAGAAAGAACUUUCCAUAUGAUACAGUCUAAUUCCCUAAUUUUACUGAUAAUGUAAAGGAACUCAGAAGCUCUGCCUUAGCUAUGACCCCCAAAUAUAACAUUAUAUGUUAAAUUUGUAUAUGUGUUUGUAUUAGAAAAAGUUUGUGUCGCCUUUGCGACAAAGGAUGUGCAAAUGCCUACAGGAUACUAUUUCCUUGGAAAUAAGAAUAUUAGAAUUUACUGUUGAAAGAGGUGUUUCAUUUUAACAUAGAGUGUGGAGCUAAAACUAUCCUAAUAUUUUAACUUUAAACUCAAUAAUGUGAACAAUCUACCAUGAUUUUGAAAGAGUAGAUAUAUGGUAUAUUAUCAUAUGCCCUUUUUUGUCUGUUUGAACUAAGUGGGUACAAGAAAGUAACCUCUCUUGGGUGGAAGAUGCUAAUGUCAGGGAGGUUCAGAAAGACUUCUCUCCCCGCCAAGGGAAAUAUCAGGGAAGAGGAAGGGGUGGUUAAAACAGUGGUGAGGUGCCAAGUGCUGUAAUGGUUGAUAGCUUCACCAACUACAGGUAGAAGAUGAGGAUGAACCAUUUUCCUAAAGUAGUUUGAAGUCAGCCUGAGAUGGGCCUUUUGUCCUUGAGUGGGCUGUAGAAUCCUUGACUGUGGGUGCUGACUGCUGUCUUUCUUAUGUUUCUACAGACUCCCUGUUGCCAGAAGGUCAGGAACUUAAGGAAGUUUACAGUCGUGGGAAGAGACAAUAUUAAAACACAGUUUUAAAACCA
Messenger RNA from Panthera uncia (snow leopard), 17285 nucleotides. RefSeq names its product leucyl and cystinyl aminopeptidase (gene LNPEP). Gene Ontology annotation, molecular function: peptide binding; zinc ion binding; metalloaminopeptidase activity. The record is from RefSeq and is a predicted model, not a curated record. NCBI's taxonomy places the organism in Eukaryota, Metazoa, Chordata, Mammalia, Carnivora, Felidae. Bases 692 to 3730 code for a protein of 1012 amino acids. Gene Ontology annotation, cellular component: cytoplasm. The transcript has 18 exons. Gene Ontology annotation, biological process: peptide catabolic process; proteolysis.